AUUGAUGAAUCCGAUGGUGCUGGUUAUGAGUCAACAUCUUGUCAUUACAGAGAAACGACCGUGAUGAAGAAACAGGGCAUUGGUUCCUGUUGGGAAGAGGAGAAGGUCUCCAGUCUUGCCCGGGCAAUUAUGAUUGAGAAUUGGGUGGAGAAGAAGAAGACUAGCGUUGGGUCUUCGAGUUCAUCUGAUUCUAGCUCCGGUGUUGCGUUUUCCUCGUCGGAAGCAGAGUCGAGUUGCAGGGAGAGGGAGAAAUCGAGGAGAAGGUCGGCGCCGGUGAGGCCCGACAAAUGUUUGUUGUUUGAUCGCAGACAAAUGGAAUUUGAAGGGAAACAACAGAAGCCUCAGAGAGAAGGAGGGUUUACGAAGACGAAGCUGAAAGCGCUGAAAAUAUACGGAGAAUUGAAGAAGGUGAAGCAACCCAUUUCCCCCGGCGGUCGCAUCACCAGCUUCUUAAACUCUAUUUUCAACGGUAAUGCCAAGAAAGUGAAGAUGUGCUCGGUAGGAGCCAUGGACGACGUCUGCUUUGAUGAACAGAAAUCCAAAUCUACACGCUCGUCAUCGGCUGCUUCAUUUUCACGGUCUUGUUUGAGCAAAUCACCGUCUUCAAGAGGAAAUCGGAAGAAAAGGUCAGUUAAAUUUUACCCAGUUAGUGUCAUCGUGGACGAAGAUAGCAGACCUUGCGGCCAAAAAUGCAUCUAUGAACAAGAUCCGACCUUAAUGCCGACACCAUCCGUCCAACAAAAAAUUGUUAAAAGUUCAACCCGAAAGGAUGGACUCAAGAAUUUCGUCAUGGAGAAAGAAUCUGCUUAUCUAAGACAUUAUCAAAAGAAGGGCACAAGGGAAUUCCAUUAUAACUACAAAGAUGAAGAAGAAGAAGAUGAAGAUGAUGCAAGUUGUUCAAGCUCUGAUCUCUUCGAGCUGGAUCACUUGAUCGGAAUUGGAAGGUACAGGGAGGAAUUACCAGUGUAUGAAACUACUAAUUUCAAAACCAAUCAAGCCAUCGCUAAUGGGUACAUGUUCUAGGUGUUUUUUCUUCUUUUUUAUUUUUCAUUCAAAAAGCAAGUACUAAUCAAUGUAAUUAGUUUUC
Rubroshorea leprosula is the source of this 1087-nucleotide messenger RNA. Lineage: Eukaryota; Viridiplantae; Streptophyta; Magnoliopsida; Malvales; Dipterocarpaceae. The record is from the annotation of a GenBank genome assembly.